This is a messenger RNA of Colletotrichum gloeosporioides, 2238 nucleotides long. RefSeq lists its product as uncharacterized. NCBI's taxonomy places the organism in Eukaryota, Fungi, Ascomycota, Sordariomycetes, Glomerellales, Glomerellaceae. The transcript has 4 exons. The record is from RefSeq and is a predicted model, not a curated record. Bases 1 to 2238 code for a protein of 745 amino acids.
AUGGCUUGCGACGAGGAUGACUCCUUCGCGGAGAUCUACCGAUCGUACAAGGUCUCUACCGACUACUUCUUGCAAUGGCUCUGGUCCCAGCAUCAAAGUAUUCAACCGAAGCCAGCCAGCGUUCCAAGGACCACAAAAGGCAUCCUAACGGCUGCGAAGGCUCUGUCGCAGGCUUUCAAGAAGACUAAGCACAGUGUCCCAGCAUCUAUCAUCAGUUCGCUUCGCAACGCGAUUUCAAAGCGUCGGGAAGCUGUUGCCGUUUACGAGGAGCUGGGUGCCGAUGAUAUCAAUCACGGAGUGCUUGAGCAGACCUUGUCAAUCCUAACUCCUUUCAUGGCCAGAUCCCUUGCCCCGGCUGCUGUGGCGACCAACGCCGAUAAAGCCUCCACUGCCAACGCGUUUGCUUCCCUUGCCACCCUCGCCGGUGAACUUGAUAGAGGCCUCGAUCACCCUUACAGAGUUCCAGCAUCUACCUCCCUGCCACCUCAGAAUGAUCUAGGCCCCAGUUGUGGUCCAACGUCCGACACAGCGCCGUUCGAGGUUCUGCUUGAGGACGAUGAACUAAGUGAUUUUAUGGAAAUAAUUGCCUUGCUUGAUUAUUUAGAAGGUGUCAAAUCUGAUAUGAAGCAGUACUGGGCCGAUGCUGCCAAGGGAAUACUGCCGCUUCCACUGGCGUCCUGGCUCACAAACCUGACCUUUCGGCAACUUCAGGUAUUAUUCAAGAGAUUCCAUGGCACGAGCCGUGACCUCGAGAACCACUGCAGACGCGCACACAAAUUCUUUACCGACCACCCGAACCUGGAAGCACGUUUUAAAAUACGUGGCAUGUCCGGCGCCGUCCGAUUUUGCAUCAUUUCGCAAGCCGUCAACAACCACCCUCGCAAGGCAGAGUUCUACGAACAGUUCUCCAAAGAGAGGAAUGGACAGAUGUGCAUGUUGCAUGAGCUCAUGCCACAGGACCCUACGCUUCUCAUUCCGCCGCGAAAACCGCCAGUCGAGAUGCCAGAGCCUGAUGGGGACAUUGAAGCACCGGAACACUGGGCAGUGAUUGAGAUCUUCAAGCACAUCAAGAGAGACAUGAAAGAAGGGCGGGGGAUCGCAGACUUAGAGAUUUGGGACGAGGCCAUGGAAUGUCCUUCCGAGCGCAUUCUACCCUUGGCUCUGGCAGAUAUCCGCGACCCCCAAGUGCCCGCAUCUCUGGAACUGGUCCUCUGCAUGGACAUUUUUCUCACCAGCUACGAGACGUUUCUCUGGGCGGAUGGCAAGCACAACAAACAGAACUGUCGUCUACAGGCGCUUCGUUUGGCAAAAGACAUGCAGAAGAGCAUUGUUUCGGCCAUUGGUAGCUUGAAAAAGCUGACUCGAGAUAUGAGCUACUUCAAACCGUGGAUUGGAUUCCAGCAAGAACUCUACGACGUGCUCGAUACAUAUCUCCGCGAGAAGGCGUUCGACUUCUACCAUCAGGCCCCUUGGACUGCAGGAGGUCACAUAUCAGAGAUGCUCUACAAAGCUGGAAGCACGGGCGAGGGGCUUUGCUUCAUAACGCCAUUUGUUCCCUCUACUCUCCAUAUGUACAAUGCUCUGGCCCAUUCAGCGUUCGGUAUGAAGAAGAUUCCGUUGAUGGAAGAUCUCUGCGAUCUUCUCGUGGACCCGGUCUUUCUCGGUAGCCGGCCCACGAAGAACUACCUUUCUCACUACCGGAGAGCUGUGUGGGGUGCAAAGAGGAACAAGAAGGGGGUCCCAGAUGAUAUCGACGAUAACGACUACAGAUUCCACCCUGAAUACAUGGCCAUUGUCUUCGGAGAGCGCCCUGAGCUAGCAAGGACUUCAGCGGUGCGGUCAAAGAUGAGAAACAUGUCAGUCAAGACGGAUGUGUCAAGCAUCAUCGAAAAGUCCAAGGAACUUGUGCUGCCAGAAUUCCGAGGUCGUCUGCCGAUUGCAAGGCUCGAUAUGUUCAGAAUCUUUACUGUCUGUGUCGAGAUACUUGAGAAGCUCAGUAUGAUUGUACAGGAACAUGAAUACGAAGGCGGUAUUGAGCAUCACAUGACCUUCGACAACCAUAUCAUCAAGGGGCAUAACAUGAUUGAUAUCUUGCUCGGUUUCAUUGUCCAAUUUUCAGGCGAUCAAUACAAGGAGGAAACGCUUCGGGGUCUUUAUCUUCCCAGAACGGCAGCUUUGGCGUUCUUCCUGGAGGUGGAUGAAGACGCGAAGCUGGAGGAAUAUUUGUGGAACAUCUGA